AAGAUGAUGGCACACACAGAUGAACGAUCCUCCACUCCUUCUUUCACCAGCAAGGGAACCUCUUUGGUACCAAAGGGAGAUGGGAUUGACAUUGAAGAGAAGGAAGAGUGUAUCCCCAGCAGCUCUGGCCAUCUGAGGGAGCUCUUAAUCACCCCGGACAUCAGCAGUGCCACUGCAUUCCCACUGCAGUACUUGAUGGACUCCAGCAAAGAUGAUGUUAUCUGUUUGGUCACCAUACUGGUGAUAAGGUUGCUAUCGGAGAUCAGACCCUCAGCCCUAGAUGAACCCUCCCAACAGGCAGCAGAUCUGACAGAAACAUCUCAGCAACUCAUCAGACAAGUCCUGUCUGAGUUCUGUGCUGCAUCCAGAUUCUCCAGGACAAAGGCAUAUUCCCAGAACCUGAACAUCCAAAGGGUGUUCAGAGGUGUACAUAAAAACAUCAUGGAGGAGUUUGGCUCUUAUAACACCCUGCAAGCAGCUAUUUCCUCCCAGGACCCUGCAUUUGACAGAGUCCUGGUAAAGUCCUUGACCCAGCAGCUGGUACAGGGAUGCAAGGAGGCGUCAGGACCAGCUUCUGCUGCAACAAACCCAUCAGACCAGGCUGAGACAGAGAGGGGGGUUGAGCAGAAAGCAAGAAGGAGCUUCCUUUGCUUUUCAAUGACCAAACUCAGGAUCAACUUCAAGCAUUCCAAGAGAGGAAACAAAAAGGACUGCCAUUCAGUCCAGGAACAGACUGAGAUUCCCUCUACUGAUGGACAUUGCAUAGGUAAGGAUUUUAGAGCUCUGCUAAAGCUUGUAGUUUUGUUUAGGUGUGUGUUAGAAACAUAGGUAUGCCUACCAAACUCACUGCACUGUUAUUUUUCAACGUUACUAUACUGCAUCUCUCUCUCUCUCUCUCUCACCCCAUCCAUUUCUCUUGUGUUUCUCGCUCCAGUUGGAGAGGUUUCUCCCUCCAUAUCUCAGCCUGUCAAAAAACGAUCCUUGAUUGUCAGGGUCUUUUCAGCAAAUAUGAAGCCAUUCAGGCGCUUCACCAAGAAGAACCUGUAACCUCUUACGCUGCAUGAAGAUCUGCUUUUGUAACAGCAAGACUUUUGAAAAGAGGAAUUUCUGCAUGUCUACCCUUUCAAAGUCUAUUUGAUCAAAUAAAUGCAAAUUAUUUUACAAGAAUUUCAAGUGUUUUGGAAGAUUGGUAAAACUGAAGCAGCUUUUCUCAGAGAAAUGCACUAGUUCUCCCUUGGUUACACAUUUAUUGUGCAGUUUUUGAGUUGGCAGGACUUGGGGCA
Molecule: messenger RNA, 1283 nt
Organism: Oncorhynchus mykiss (rainbow trout)
Lineage: Eukaryota; Metazoa; Chordata; Actinopteri; Salmoniformes; Salmonidae
Source: RefSeq, a predicted model, not a curated record